AUGACGAAAUUCGAUGAGAUACCGCACCCGAGCCACCCAGAACACAAGCUGGAGCAGAGUUGGACAGGGAAGCUGUUCAUGUGCAACGGGUGCAAUGAGCCAGGCAUAGGUUCACACUACACGUGUCCCCAAUCCUCAUGCAGCUUUGAUCUCCACGUGCACUGUGCCAUCCCUUUGGGCCUUUUCCACCACCCCUUCCAACGCGGUUGCAGCUUCCAACUCCUCCCAAGCCCACCGGAGAACACUGGCAGCUGCAAUGCAUGCGGGGAGAAAGGAACAGGGUUCGUGUACCAUUGCAAAGGCUGCAAGUCCAACCUCCACCCCUGCUGUGCUAAGCUGCCCAUGAAGCUCGAGGCUGGAGAUGUCAACCUCUAUUUGUAUGAAAAAACCACAAUUCCAAACCUUAACAACAUGAUUCAAAAGUACCAUCAACCUAAAGGGAAGCUGAAGAGGUUCGCUGAGAUUGUCCGGUUGGUUUUGCAGACGGUGAUAUCAACUCUGCUAGGUGAUCCAACGGCUUUGAUUGCUGGAACUGUUAAGUUGCUAUUGACAGAUGAUUGA
Messenger RNA from Prunus armeniaca (apricot), 561 nucleotides. The record is from the annotation of a GenBank genome assembly. NCBI's taxonomy places the organism in Eukaryota, Viridiplantae, Streptophyta, Magnoliopsida, Rosales, Rosaceae.